Messenger RNA from Dictyostelium discoideum AX4, 156 nucleotides. RefSeq lists its product as hypothetical. The record is from RefSeq and is a predicted model, not a curated record. NCBI's taxonomy places the organism in Eukaryota, Evosea, Eumycetozoa, Dictyosteliales, Dictyosteliaceae. The coding region runs from base 1 to 156 and encodes 51 amino acids. The transcript has 2 exons.
AUGUUAUUCAAAUCAAUUAUCUCAUUAACAAACAAAACCUCAUCAAACAAAAUCUCAAUAAACGGAAAUGAAACAUCUACUUUAACAUCAAAGAAUCAAACAUGUGAUAAAAACUAUUUCAAAGGUUUCUUUACACGUCCAUCUUAUGAAAUUUAA